This is a messenger RNA of Scylla paramamosain (green mud crab), 2655 nucleotides long. Its product is annotated as probable E3 ubiquitin-protein ligase HERC3. The coding region runs from base 1157 to 1552 and encodes 131 amino acids. Lineage: Eukaryota; Metazoa; Arthropoda; Malacostraca; Decapoda; Portunidae. The transcript has 9 exons. The record is from RefSeq and is a predicted model, not a curated record.
UUCAGUCUUCAGUAUCAUUAUAAACAGUCUACUGUGUCUUUCAUAACUUCUAAUUAAUUUUAAGGUUCGCUUAUAAACUCAGUCCUCUCGUUUUCUAUGCUUUUAUUCGAGUUUCCGUCAAUUUAAAGGUUUAAUUAUAAGUGAUAGGCUAUUUGGCGCGGGGAACCGACUCCCUCUCUCUCUCUCUCUCUCUCUCUUAACACCUCACAGUGCUUCAAGUGACAUAUUUUCAUUUCUAUUCGCUUAUAAAGUCAAUGUACCCUCGCAUUUCCUGCCAUAUAAUUAAAGUAUCCGGUUGUACCCCAUGGUGAGGGUCCGCUUGUUUCCACCUCCUUCACCGAGGGAGGGAGGCAGACUGCUCCAGGCGUUUUGGGAUUUUUUUUUAUUUAUUUAUUAUUUUUUAUUGUCUUCCUCAGUGUACCUGGGAAACACCGUGCAGUGCGGAUGUGUGUGUGUCUCUUUUCAUUUAAACACCAGGGAACGGGACCACAGAGGCACAGGAGGUCAAUUAAGCUGUUUUCAUGCAUAGAGAAGAAUAGAAAGAGGAGGAAAGAAGGAGAAAUGAAGAAGGAGGAGGAAGAAGAGGGAAGGGAAGGAGGAAGAGGAGAAGGAAAAGAAGAAAUAAUAAGAAAAGAUUUUCACUGAAUUUCCAGCGUUUUAAAGAGGAGGAAGGGGAAGAAAGGAGGAUGAGGGUGAGGAAGACGAGGAAGAGGAAGAGGAUUAAAUUUCUUUCAUCUUUCUUAGACAGUCCUCAGGAUGUCAACAUUGUAUAAUGGUACAGUGUUGAGACAGGGACGGUCGCGUUAUAAUUCACUAAUUGAGGUUACUUUUGAUAAAUAAACAACUAGUACGGAGUCUUUUAAGUAUUUUACAUUAUCUUAUACCGGAAAAUAUUAAGGAAAAGUGGCGUAAAUAAAAAAAAGGCAAAGAUUAGAGAUGUGGGAUUUUAUAACUUGUGGUAUCUUAAAAUACUAAUAUAAGAUAAACCCUAUGCAAAACGAAUAAUAUAACCUUUAUUAAUCAUCAUAACCUAGAAAACCGAUAAAUAUAUAUAUAAAAACCAGUGUAAUUAGUAAAAAACAAAAAAACUGUCCCUGGGAAGUGAGACGGCCCACAGAGUCGCGCCAAAAACGUGGAUCUACAGGCCAGGCAUCUUAUGUUUAACCAGGUGUACAAGGUGCUGGCUUUCAAGGGCUCCUCCACACCUACAGACACACGCACACACCACCAGAUACAGGAAGAAUUAAUUGAUGAGCUACAGAACUACACCAUCGUUCAGGUGGCAGCCGGAGACCAGUACUCUCUUUCUCUCACCUCCUGGGGCCUGAUCUACGCACGGGGUGACAGUGGGUACGGUCAGCUUGGCGUCAACUCUUGCGGCAGUCACACCGCCACACGCAAGCUUGUCAAGAGUCUGGCCAGGAAGGUGACAGUGCAGCUGGCCUGUGGCGCCAACCACACCCUUGCCUUGACUGCUGAUGGUGACAAAAUACCUUGGGCCAGUUGGCACUUAGACACUGACAGGGGCCCCAGAAGGACCCUGCCCUGGUGACCUCCUUGGCUGGCACCCUCUUAGUCCUGCUGGCCGCUGCGGGUCACCACUCUGCUGCCGUGACCCAGGCCGGCUACCUGCUGUUGUGGGGGUCAAACAAGCAGGGUCAACUGGGCUAUACUCCCAAGGGUGAUCCUCUUGUUAGUGACACCCCAGCGUUGGUGCCAAAUUUUGCCUGUUAUUCUGAACCAAUUGGGUAUGUGGCACUUGGGGAGAGCCACACAGCGGCACUCGACUCUUUAGGGAAGCCUCUCCCUUGGCCAAGUCAGCACCGAGGCAGAGUUGAUUGAUAUACAGGUGUGAAUUCAGCUGCCUCUUCGCUGUUCCCGUUGCCAGGAUACCAUGUGAUCGAGGCAGUGUUGGGGAAGGUGAAAUUAUCCAUCAGGUGUGACGUGUGCUGCUUCACUCCAUCCCAUGAACAGUUGCCCACAGCAAUCUCUACCACAUCAGGCCUGACAUACUUCAUUGUGAUCAGGGAGUCAAGUUUCAUCAGGAAGAGAGGCUGUGUCACUACCUGUAAGCCUGACGAGGUGUUAGUUAAGUCAAGGAGCGUCAUCAGGAAGAGGGGCCGAGUCUUGCUACCUGUAAGCCUGACAAGAGGAGUCAAGGAAUUUUUCAUUGCAAUCAAGGAAGAGUCAAGUUGUAAGAAGAUUGUAAGGCAAGAAUUUUAAGCAGGAAUAAUUGUCAAGCAGUUAACAGCAGGAAGAAUGCAGCGAGAAAAGGGUACAAGAGUUUUCAAGUAAGAAGAUUGUAAGGCAAGAAUUUUAAGCAGGAAAAAGUAAGGUAAGAAUUUUAAGGAAUAAUUGUCAAGCACUUAACAGCAGGAAGAAUGCAGCGAGAAAAGGGUACAAGAGUUUUCAAGUAAGAAGAUUGUAAGGCAAGAAUUUUGAGCAGGAAGGAUAUUGUUAAGCAGUUUAGCAGCAGGAAGAGUCCCUUCAAGCUGUUGGUGGGAGUGACAAGCAUCCUUCAGGACUUGCAAAGGCUGAAGUCCUCAACACUAGUCUCACUCAAGUUGACACAGGAGCUCUCUGACACAAGGAAAACAAAUCAUUUAUCCUAUUGUGUAUUUAUUAAACUUUUGUGAUUAAACAAUAUAUAUAUUA